This is a messenger RNA of Rosa rugosa (rugosa rose), 1363 nucleotides long. Its product is annotated as putative ETHYLENE INSENSITIVE 3-like 4 protein. The record is from RefSeq and is a predicted model, not a curated record. Gene Ontology annotation, molecular function: DNA-binding transcription factor activity; DNA binding. NCBI's taxonomy places the organism in Eukaryota, Viridiplantae, Streptophyta, Magnoliopsida, Rosales, Rosaceae. Gene Ontology annotation, cellular component: nucleus.
GGUGAUGUGGUAGAGAACAUAGUCACACAAGUAGUAACUGCAUCAAUAAUCAUGGUAGAGAUCCUUGAAGAAGUUGAUCCUCGAAGCUUGGAAGAUGAAGAAGCUGAAGAUAUCAGCUACGAGGAUCUCAAGAAGCGAAUGUGGAAGGAUCGUGUGCGCUUAGAGAAGCUCAAGGAAAUCCCAAAGAGCGAAGAACCCGAGUCUUUGGCUAAAGAAGAGGCGUCUCGCCGAAAGAAGAUGGCCAGAGCUCAAGAUUCCAUACUCAAAUACAUGGUGAAGAUCAUGGAAGUUUUCCAAGCACGAGGCUUCGUCUAUGGGAUCGUUCCGAAGAAGGGGAAGCCGGUGACAGGAUCGUCGGAUAGCUUACGAGAGUGGUGGAAAGACAAAGUCCGGUUCGACCAGAACGCUCCACUUGCAAUUUCCAAGAUAUAUCUACCUGAAGUGCUUUUGGAACAAGCAGGUAUUAGUGGGCUAGAUCAUGACAACUCUUAUGUCCAUCUCCUUCAUGACUUGCAAGACACGACGCUGGGGUCGCUGCUUUCAGCUCUAAUGCAACACUGUAAGCCUCCACAGAGGCGGUUUCCGUUGGAGAAAGGUUUGGCUCCGCCGUGGUGGCCUGACGGAAAUGAGAUAUGGUGGGGUGAACAAGGGGUUUCUCAAGAGCAUGGGCCUCCUCCAUAUAGGAAACCUCAUGAUCUCAAAAAGGCUUGGAAAGUAAGUGCUUUGUCUGCAGUGAUUAAGCAUAUGGUUCCUAAUUUGGACAGGGUUAGAAGGCUAGUAAAGCAGUCCAAGUGCUUGCAAGAUAAAAUGACUGCUAAGGAGACUGCGAUUUGGUCAAAAGUGGUUAACCAAGAAGCAGAAGCAAUUCUCCAACUUAUUACUGAUCAGAAACCAAUCAGCUGCCCCGAAAUCGCGGGCACCACAGCCUUACAUUCUAACGAAAAGAAGAAGUGCAUUGAAUUAGGUUUAGGCUUUGUGGAUAAGAAAUCAAGGGCAGGCCAUGAUCAAAAUAAUGUUUCUGAUUCAAUGCGGGAGGUUGACACAAGUUCUUCGUAUGAUCAUUCCUCAAAUGAUUCAGGAUUCGAAAGUGUGGUGGAAUGGAUUAAUAUGGAGCUACAAAAGGCCAGCAUAAACGAAGUCGGUGGAGUGGUCCUGUCUGGUUUUCCAAAUACUUACUGGGAAGGUGGAAUGGAAGAAUUAGCUUUGGAUGCAGCAUUUGAGAUUCAAAGGCAAAACAUGGAUUUGAAUUUAUGUCCAGAAGAAGGGAUCUCACAGGUGAAUCAAGACUCAACUUCAAUUUGGGACAUGGGAUAUGAUUAUGAUAAUUUAUAAGGUCAAAUGUUCACAAUUUCUGUUUGUUGUU